Molecule: messenger RNA, 3832 nt
Organism: Thamnophis sirtalis
Lineage: Eukaryota; Metazoa; Chordata; Lepidosauria; Squamata; Natricidae
Gene: RPS6KC1
Product: ribosomal protein S6 kinase C1
Biological process (GO): protein phosphorylation
Cellular component (GO): early endosome
Molecular function (GO): protein kinase activity; phosphatidylinositol binding; ATP binding
Source: RefSeq, a predicted model, not a curated record
AUGAUCUCCCCGCGAAAUCGAGGCGGGGAGGUGGCCCGAUUCUACACGGUCACCGAGCCCAAGCGCCACCCGCGGGGAUACACGGUCUAUAAGGUCACCGCGAGGAUUGUUUCAAGAAAAAAUCCAGAAGAUGUCCAAGAGAUAGUCGUUUGGAAGAGAUACAGUGACUUUAAGAAAUUGCACAAAGAACUCUGGCAGAUUCAUAAGCACUUAUUCAGGCAUACAGAAUUGUUUCCUCCUUUUGCUAAAGCAAUAGUAUUUGGGCGAUUUGAAGAAGGUGUGAUUGAAGAGAGAAGACAGUGUGCAGAAGAUUUGCUUCAGUUUUCUGCCAACAUCCCCAUGCUCUACAAUAGCAAGCAGCUUGAAGAUUUCUUUAAGGAUGGAGAGGUGCAUGAUGGAUCUGAAUUGAUUGGUCCUGCAGAACCUCUGGUAGACUCUCUGACAGACAGCUUAUCUACCUGCAGUUCUGAAGCUCGGAGAGAUGUCCUUGAUGAAGUGACACUUAGCCAGUUAGAAUAUGGAGGUUUAUCCAGUGACAGUGACUUGAUUUCCUUGACCAUUGAUGCAGAUUUUCUUGUUGAGUUAGAUGAUGGAAUGGCAUCUAACCAGGAUUCCCCCAGCACAUCACUUGGUCUCAGCUUUGCUGCUGAACCUCCAGGAUUGGCAUCUGCCACUUUAGAUCAUGAAUGGAGCAAAUCUGAAAGUGAGAGGGAGAGCCGGGGUUUAUUCACUGGGAGCUUGAAGGCCAAGCUUGGCAGAAGAGAUUACUUGGACAAAGCUGGAGAACUGAUAAAGCUGGCCUUGAAGAAGGAGGAAGAGGAAGAUUAUGAAGCUGCGUUUGGCUUUUAUAGAAAAGGAGUUGAUCUGCUUUUAGAAGGAGUUCAAGGAGAAUCAAGUCCAACUCGUCGUGAAGCCGUGAAGAGGAAGACUUCAGAAUAUCUGAUGAGAGCAGAAAAAAUUUCCAGCCUUUACUGUAGACCCUCAUCAGAAGAUGGCUCAAUAUUUGGUCCUCCAGGAUCACUAAGUUCAAGGCCCUCUUGGAACCUAAGGAGCCCUGCCGAGGAACUGAAGGCCUUUCGAGUCCUUGGGGUGAUUGACAAGGUUUUGCUUGUAAUGGAUACUAGGACGCAACAGACAUAUAUAUUGAAGGGUCUAAGAAAAAGUAGCGAGUGCAGCAGGAAGAGAAAGACCAUCAUCCCCCGCAGUGUACCCAACAUGGUGGCUCUGCACAAGUACAUCAUCUCAGAGGAAUCGGUCUUCCUUGUGCUGCAUCACGCAGAAGGAGGCAAACUUUGGUCUUACAUUAGUAAAUUCUUGAACAGGAGUCCUGAAGAAAGCUUUGAAGCCCCUAAAUCCAGAAAAUCUAGCUGUACCAAAAUACAUUUGCAUCAGGCAAGUCCUAGUCCUCAGGACAUCAGCAGUAGCCUUGGCUCCAGAAGAAGUAAUGGGGACAAUGUGUUAAAGGUUUUACCACUGCAGACCAGUCUUACUCCAAGUUCUCAAGACGGUAGUAGUAACCAAGAAGAAGAGCAGGAAAGUUCUCCUAAGUGGAUUGAUUCCGGGUCUAGUUCAGAAGAGGAAUGUACCACAAGUUAUCUAACAUUAUGCAACGAAUAUAGUCAAGAAAAAAUUGACCCUGGUUCAUUAGAUGAGGAAUCUCUCCUGAAACCAGAUGAUAAUGUUCUCAUUACCAAAGAGCAAAGAGGCCUCCAAGCUGAAGGUGAAGUUGCUACAGGGAACCUGGAAUCUGCAUUCACAUGUCAGGAAAUAAAAGAGUUUGCUGAUGAUGUGGAUUCAGAAACUGCCAAUCCUACUAUGAUAUCAGAAUCAUUAAACAAAUCCAAGAACAGCCCCAUGGAACUUUUCAGAAUUGAUAGCAAAGAUAGCACCAGUGAACUUCUGGGUCUUGAUUUUGGAGAUAAACUUCAUAACUUAAAAUCAGAAUCUUUCAAGCCAUUUUUUCCUACCUUAAAUCAGGACGAGAGCCUUGAAGUCAUUGAAAACAAAUUAGGCUUUGCAUCUCAUGAUACUAUCAGCAGGGGUUCUAAUGACUCUGUGCCUGUGAUAUCAUUUAAGGACAUAGCCUUUGAUGAGGUUGGUAGUAUCGAUGAAGGAAGACCUGACCUUUUGGUCAACCUGCCAGGCAUUAUAGAGCAAAUGAAAGAAGCUCCAGUGGACAGACCAACAAAACUGGUGGAACAGAAUGGAGACAUUUUGGAAAGCAAACUUUUGGAAGCCCCCGAUGUCUUGCAAUUGAAUAACAGUGCAGAACAAAGCAGAGUGCUUGAGCAAAAGAUAGAGCAUCUGAAGGAAGAAAAAUCACAAGGACUAUGUAAAGACAAUCAGGAAACAGCUAGGACAUUCCCUACAACUGCUAGUGACUCAGUUGGUUUUGUGGAUAGGGUGGCCUUUCAAGAACUCGGAGAAGCAACAUCGUCAUCAUUAGAUAUCUUCAGCAUAAAGGACAAUGCCAUGGUUGCCAGUGCACAAGUGGUUGUCAUGGAAGACAGCUUAGACGUGGACAGUGAAGCUGUGUUGCUGUUUUCUGAUCACCCUGAAGAAAACUGUAAAGAGGGAACAGCCCCCUCUUUGUCACGCAAAGCAGAAAGCGAAAAGUUGGAUGUGAGGAGCAGAGGAGAGAAUGAAAUACAUUAUUUAUUCCAGGACUUGGAUGAGAGAUUAGCACUAACCUCCAGAUUUUACCUCCCUGAAGGCUGUGUUCAAAGAUGGGCAGCUGAAAUGGUGGUAGCCCUUGAUUCUUUGCAUCGAGAAGGAAUUGUGUGCCGUGAUUUGAACCCAAACAACAUCUUAUUGAAUGAUCGAGGACACAUUCAGCUAACGUAUUUUAGCAGGUGGAGUGAGGUUGAAGAUUCCUGUGACAACGAUGCCAUAGAGAGAAUGUACUGUGCCCCAGAAGUUGGUGUUGUUUUUGAAGAAACAGAGGCCUGCGAUUGGUGGAGUUUGGGUGCCCUUCUCUUUGAACUCCUUACUGGAACGACUCUCUUGGAGUGCCACCCAGCAGGAAUAAAUACUCAUACCUGUUUAAACUUGCCAGAUCACAUUUCAGAAGAAGCGAGAUCACUCCUUCAACAGCUUUUGCAAUUCAAUUCUGUGGAACGUCUUGGCGCUGGAAUCGCUGGAGUUGAAGACAUCAAAGCACACCCUUUUUUUGCCACCAUUGAUUGGACAGAAUUAGCUAAGUGAAAAACUGUACAGGUUGUCUAUGCUUGGGCUGCAGAUUUCCAACAGACAAUACUCUUGGCUUGCUGCCAUUAUGAAGAUUUUAGAUGUUUCCAGACCAGGAUGAAUAAAUUGGUAAUUGGAAUCCAAACACCAUCUGAAGGGCUUAAGCUUGAGUGGACAAAAGAAAGGUGUGGUUCACACUGCUAGGAACUGACUUCAGUUCUUCUUUUGUGUUGGAAUCAUGUGCAGCGCUAAUUGCAGGGCAUUACAAGGGGUUGCAUGUCAUGUAUUUCCUUACCCCCAUUUUAAAUCAUGGGAAUCUGGAUGGAAAAGAUUUGACACCAUUUUUGGCAGUAGCCCUGUGACUGAAGUCACAUCCAGCUCUGGUGUUGGUGGGGAAUAAUGCAAAUGAGAAUGGACUCCUUGUAUUUUGCUUAAUUUUAAAUGAUGAUGAAUUGUGGAAUUUCUGUUGUACAUUCCAGUGUCUAUUGUCUAUGCCAUUUGAAUAGAGGUCCUUUUUUUUAUACUUCGGUAGCCUUGGCACAGUUGAAUUUAAGUACACUGGAGAACAGGGAGAAAAAUAACUUAUCAAUAACAUAUGCUAAAUAAAAUACUGUGGUGCUUCUGCAAAACUUGACAUUUAAUAUGU